Molecule: messenger RNA, 983 nt
Organism: Hemicordylus capensis (graceful crag lizard)
Lineage: Eukaryota; Metazoa; Chordata; Lepidosauria; Squamata; Cordylidae
Gene: NPFF
Product: neuropeptide FF-amide peptide precursor
Exons: 4
Coding region: 457-798 (113 amino acids)
Biological process (GO): excitatory postsynaptic potential
Cellular component (GO): perikaryon; axon terminus; dendrite
Molecular function (GO): neuropeptide hormone activity; G protein-coupled receptor binding
Source: RefSeq, a predicted model, not a curated record
CGUCUUUAUUUCUUUGUUAUGUCUGUUUCCUGCCCUUCCUUCAAAGAGCACAGAAUGGCAUUGAUUAACCUCGCAGCAAACGGCAAAAGAGCAGGCAUAUGGGGGGUGGGCAGCUUCCAUCUGCGGGUUAUGCCUCUGGCUGAGAGUGGCCCAAGCUGAAGACGGGCCAAACCGCUGCUUGAAGCCAACCUGAGGUUCUUGGACAAUUCCAGGAAAGGAGUGAAAAAUAAGAACGAGCCUCCAUUGACACUGCCUGUUUCUGUCUUUCUCCCCCAGCCGAGGAGGAGAGGGGGGCAUCCUUGUAAUCGGACUGAGAGGGGCUCCAAGAUCAAUGGAAUUUAGCGCUCAAGGCCUGGUUGAGCAGGAAAGGGGCAGCAAGAAAAUGAAGAACACCUUGUCCAGAGCCCACCUGAGGACCAUUCACUGGGUGUCCUAUUCCGCUCCCUGCUCCAUGCUAUGCAGAGACCUGGCCGUAGCCCAUCCUUCCUGUUCCAGCCCCAAAGACAGAACAUUUGUAUGUCCCUAGAACGCAACCGCCAUGGCACCAGGAUUGUGGCCGAAGACAUUGCCACAUCCUGGAGAAACUGCAGCUUUCUUUUGCAUCCUCCUCCUUCAGCUGACACCCGCUGCCCUCACCACCAUCCUUUUGUUUCCUCCAUGCAAAUGACUUCUAGGUUUGGCCGGGAUGCCAGGGGCAGUUCCAGCAGUGGUGGGCGAAUCAACUCACGGGCUUGGGAUUCCCUAGCCCCUCGGUUUCUGAGCAUGGCGGCUCCACAGCGCUUUGGCAAGAAAAAAUGAAGCUGGGAAGAGCAACACAAACACCCACCCACCAAGAACUAUUGCCAGUUGGAUCUCCUAUGGCACUGGGUCAAGCCUCUCCUUUCCCUUCCGUGUCUUGCCACUGCAGUUACCUGGGUGACCGGCUCUCCUGUUCUGGGUCUGUGCUUUGCUAGUUAACAAUAAAAAUAUAUAUAUUGUUGUUA